Molecule: messenger RNA, 345 nt
Organism: Stylonychia lemnae
Lineage: Eukaryota; Ciliophora; Spirotrichea; Sporadotrichida; Oxytrichidae
Source: the annotation of a GenBank genome assembly
AUGUUGCAGGUCUGGCUUACUGGUCACAGACCAAUCUUGCUGCAGUGCAAAUUGCCCAUCAAUGCCCUGUUUAACAACUUGUUCAAUCAUGAUGCCGACUCAGCAGGACUGGCUUACUGGAUAGGGCAAAUCGAAAAUGGCACCUUCACCAUCGGCCAGGCCGCCAUUGCUAUCCUGGCUGGGGCCACCGGGCCAGAUGCUGCCUGCGUCACCGCCAAGCUUGUCGCUGCCAACGGUUUUACCAGCAAAAUGGCUGCAAGCACAUCUUUGCAAGCCGCUUAUAGCCAGGCCAACGGUAACGCCUUUGAUCUCGCAAAAAUCUGGCUGGCAGGCCGGCCAAGGUGA